This is a messenger RNA of Ctenocephalides felis (cat flea), 1197 nucleotides long. RefSeq lists its product as uncharacterized. The coding region runs from base 1 to 1197 and encodes 398 amino acids. Gene Ontology annotation, molecular function: calcium channel activity. Gene Ontology annotation, cellular component: glycosylphosphatidylinositol-N-acetylglucosaminyltransferase (GPI-GnT) complex; membrane. The transcript has 6 exons. The record is from RefSeq and is a predicted model, not a curated record. Lineage: Eukaryota; Metazoa; Arthropoda; Insecta; Siphonaptera; Pulicidae. Gene Ontology annotation, biological process: calcium ion transmembrane transport; GPI anchor biosynthetic process.
AUGACCAAUAUAAUAAACGAAUUGUUGCUAGAGAACUUAAAAAGUGAACACAUAGUCGAAUAUUCCAUUGAGCAAGGAUUGUUGAGAUUAAGCGAUGAAUUGCGAAAAAAAUUCAAUGUCCCUGUACUACGUGUUGUUAUCAAUGCCAGUAAUGACGAUUGUUUUGGAAGCACUGUGUCACGUGUCCUAAUAGAAGAAUAUUUAGGAUAUGAUGAUUUCCUUACGUCCGUCCUGAAAAACGUAGCAAGGAGCCAUGGGUCCAAUGGUUAUAUCAAAAAUGCAAACACUGAUGAAUAUUUUAUGAUCAACAAAUGUGGAGAGGAACUUUUCCUAUGUGGUUCUAAGGAGAGAGUGCCUCGAUCUACUGAUGCAGAAUGGUUGCCUGAUUGGCAUAAUACCACUAGAACCUAUUAUUACGGACACUAUCGACGAAAGCACAGACCAGGGAUGACUCUAAAUCCAAUAUCUUCAUUCGAAUUAUUAUUCUUUGCCGUUUUCGGCCAAACGACUACUGAUCAAACAAGAGAACAAAGUAUAAAAAUACAACCAGCAUGGACCAUAUAUCUUUAUAAAAUUGUAUUCGGAAUUUACAUGUUGGUGUCAGUUGUUGUACUUAUCAAUCUGUUGAUUGCUAUGAUGUCGGAUACCUAUCAGAGAAUUCAGGCUCAAUCUGAUAUCGAAUGGAAGUUUGGAUUAUCAAAACUGAUUAGAAAUAUGCAUAGGACGAGCACUGCACCUUCACCACUAAAUCUUAUAACCACGUGGUUUAUAUGGAUAGUAAACGCUUGCAAGAUGAAGAUGACCAAGAAAAAGAAACCGAGUUUGAUUCACAUGAUGAGCGGAAUGCAGAGGUCGCAGGGAAGUCCGAGGACAAAAGCUGGUGCCAAAUGGUUAUCUAAGGUUAAGAAAGGACAAGUUGGGCCAAAAGGAGAGCCUGUGGCCUUGUCAGUUGUCCACCUGAGUCCUCUCGGAUCCCAGGUGAGUUUCACGGCAAACACAAUGCGCAUCGAAAACGUCGCCGAUUGGGAGGCAAUUUCAAAAAGAUACCGAACUUUGUGGGGACUUGAUCCAGAAGAAUCUUCUAUCAAGGAAUCUGAAGACACCACGUCUAUGGUCACUGAAACUGCAGGACAUAAUAAUAUUAAUGCUGUUAAUGCUAUCAAUCCCAUGAAUGCUAUCACGACGGCAACUACUUAA